UAAUUUAUACGUUAACUAAUUUCAACCACUCAACAUAAAAAACAAGCAUUUUUCUGUAUAUUAGUCACUUCUUCUUCAUCAUUUCCUAGCGUCACACCAUUCAGCCAGCAGAAGUAAAGCAUAUGGGUAUGAUGGAGAACUCUGCAACAGUUAUGGCCCCAUUACUCCUUCGAAAUACGGUAAAAUCAGUACUCAUUUACGCCGACAAAUCCCUCUUGAACUUAGCCGGAAAAUACAAACUCCUCGAAAUAAUACGUUAUCUCAUCGUCACUGCUUUUCUUUUCUUUCUACGCUUGUUUCUUUCUUUUUUUCCUUCUAAUUAUUUACAUUCCUUAAAAUCCGACGAUGGGUACACGUUUAAGCCGACCCAAAGCAGUUACAUCGCCGAUUCCGGGAUCGGCGACUCGGGGAUCGGUCGGUCGCUUUGGCAGUUACUGGUUAGCGUUAAUGACAUUCCGGUUAGCUCGACCAAGUAUGGGAUCGUUCGAUCUUUAGCGGAAAGGCUUAUAGAAGGGAAUAAUAGGGAAGACGUUGAAGCUUUACGUGAAGUGAACCGGAGGGUUUUGUCGGCGGCUUUUUCGAGGACUAUUUGCCGGGUUGAAGCUGCGUUGAUUGAACUGGGGACCGGAUCGGGUCAGUUUCGGUUGGAUCGAGUUUUCCGGACGGUUCGGGAUGGAGUGUGGAGCGGGAGAGUGAUGGAGGAUGUGAGUAGCUGUUUGGGGAAUUCGGCGGAGAAGUUGGCGGCUGAGCUGCUUUGGUUAACGCAGAAAUUGGUUGGUUGUGGAUUUGAGGAAGAGGCUGUUGAGAGAUGGGCGUCGGCUUCGAAUUUGGCUCAGCUUUCGGUUGUGGCUGAAAACCGGGUUCAAGGUUCCCUCGUUAAGGUUUCGGCAUUCUUAUUCAGGCAAAUGAAGGAUAUAGGUUUGGAAGAGACUGAAGGAGGCAACAAAGAGAGGUUGAGGCAAACAAAGAUGAAGAUGCUAAUUACAUGGCUGCCAUUCCUAUGCAGAGGUAACAAUGGCACCGACAUACCGGUGUUGAGCCUAAGUGAAAGAGCCGAGCUCGAGAAGAUAUUGGAAGACGCCAUCGACAUGUUACAACACGAGGAGCAAGAGCAAGUGCUUUCACUUUGGCUUCACAAUUUCACGUAUUUCCCAUCCUCCGACUGGCCUAAUCUCCAUGCUUCGUACGCUCGCUGGUGCACCACUUCUCGCAAACUCUUUUUUUCCUCCAUUAAAGAUGUAAAGUAGAUAUAAUUUUGGAUAUGAACCUGUUAAAUGGUGUAAUUCAUAUUUCUUAAAGGAGAAAUGAGGAAAAAAAAAUCUUGGUACAGCUUUCUUUCCUGCAUUA
Gossypium raimondii (Peruvian cotton) is the source of this 1347-nucleotide messenger RNA. RefSeq lists its product as uncharacterized. The coding region runs from base 123 to 1247 and encodes 374 amino acids. The record is from RefSeq and is a predicted model, not a curated record. The transcript is spliced from 2 exons. NCBI's taxonomy places the organism in Eukaryota, Viridiplantae, Streptophyta, Magnoliopsida, Malvales, Malvaceae.